Diuraphis noxia (Russian wheat aphid) is the source of this 2207-nucleotide messenger RNA. Its product is annotated as G patch domain-containing protein 2-like. Gene Ontology annotation, molecular function: nucleic acid binding. The record is from RefSeq and is a predicted model, not a curated record. NCBI's taxonomy places the organism in Eukaryota, Metazoa, Arthropoda, Insecta, Hemiptera, Aphididae.
UACUACAGAAUCAUUGUGAGUUGUGAUUGCUUUGUCGUUUGCCCGGUCAUAUGAUAAGUCUCUUUGUGUGGUGAUCCGGUGAUCGACCGCCGAGUUGAAAAGGAAGGUAAAACUGUCGUCGCCGCACUAAAGAAUAAUCAGCCGAGUGAACGGUGAAAGUCAGCGCACUGUGAUUCGUCUUAGAGCGAUUCGUGGUGAAUACUGACUGAGACUCUGUCUCACUCAACGCGCUUAUAGCGCCCAGUCGACACUCGUCGAUAGUGCGACUACACGUCCUGCCGUUUGUUGAUCCGUUAAAAUUAAUAUUUCGUAUACGACAAAUGGUGCGGUAAACGAAGAGCUACUUAUGCGACCAGUGCCGGGCACUUUGAGUUGUGCCGUCGCGCGUCUGCACGCCCGGAAGUUUAGAAUGGAUAAAGGAAACAAAUUCAUUCGGCCAUUAGGAUUCAGGCGACGAACCAGAUCUGCCAGUAGCGUUGCAUAUCCUGACAAUAAAGCUCAAAGUGAUGACUCCAGUAGUAAUUCCAAAGAUGUAGGAGUGUCUAGUAUUUAUCAUAGCGAUUCAGAUGAUAUAAGUGGUGCUCCACAACCAAUUCGAUUUGCUUUAUUAUCAAAAAAUCUAAUGCAUUUGGAAUCUGAUUCAGUCAAUGAAAACUUUACCCCAGGAAGGCCAUUCACUAGAAGAAAAAGAAAAUUCAAAAAGAUGAUUGUUGAUCCAGAUGUAAAGUUCCCAUCACAAAUGACUAGUAGUUAUUCUCAAAGUAGUAGCAGUGAGAAAAGAAGAAAUACACGUCAUUCUGCUAGUAUGCCAAGAAACUGUGGGUCAUUAAUAUUGGCUAUUGGUAAAAGAAAGCGCAGUAAUCGAGAAAUUAUAGCUGGCCAUCAGGGUACUUCAAAUAUCAAAUCAAUGGAUAUUGAUGUUGCCAGUAGCUCAAGUAGUAUUAGUUCCUCAGAAAGUGAAGCUGGAAUUUAUACUAAUGAUGAAGGCAGAGAAGGAGAUGAUGAACAGAGUGAUUGGGUUGGUAAUGCAUGUGGAGCUGGUGGAGUGACUGAUGAUGAUGCUGAACCAAUUAAAAUUGAUUGUCAGAAAUUAUUAUCUGUUAAUUUACAAAAUAACACUUUAACUGAAGGAAGAGGACCUGGACGUAUGCCGAUGUGGCAUAGAAAUACUUUUCUUAAGAAAAGUGAUAGAGAAAUUCGUGGAGGCUUACGCAGAGUUCGAUCAGUUAAACCUAGUUUCUCUGUUUUGACAUCUGCUAAUGAUAAAGUAUCUCGGUUCUUACGGGAUCCUGCACAGUCUGAAUUAAGAUUGCAUCCAAUGCCUAAAAACGAGCAAGACCAACUAUCACAUUUAGCAGAAAUGUAUUCCCUUCAUAUGCAACUCAAUGACUCGCCAAAAAAAGGAGUGACUCUGACAAAAACUGACAAUACAAUUCAAGUAGAUUUAGAAGCUCCAUUUUCGCAUCUUAAUCCAUCAAAAGAUCACAAAAGGAAGAAAUCUGCAUCUUCUGAAUUAAGUUUAGGCUUGCAAGCAUUACAUAAUCAAGCAUGGAUACCUAUUGUUCUAGAAGACAAACCUUGCACAUCAUCUCAGACAGAAACUUCAAAUCAGAACAAGUGAUCAUUAUUACAUACUUGUGCCAACUAGUAAGGCUGAAACUCAUUGAAAAUGCAGCUUCAUCACGCUUCUUUUAUUAUUUAUAUAUUAUAUAUGUAAAAUAUUAUAAUAAUUUGUUGACAUGUAAUUUGUGUACCAAAAAUGCAUGUUAGAUAAGAGUAAUACCCUAAGUAUUACUAUUAAUGAUUGAAACAGUCAUUAUUAUAUAUUGACUUAUUAAUUUACCAAUCAAUUUCAGUCAUUAUUUUUAAGAUGAGUUUAUCUAUCAUAUUUAAACUCGGAGGUCGAAAUACUCUUGGAACUAUUACUUUCUAAAUUCUCACUUCUCAGUAUUCUUAACAUUCUGUUGAACUUUUUUAAAUUGUUUUAAAAGUAUAGCUUUUUAUGUUUAAACUCUUAAAAUUGAUAUUCAUUUUAACCUAUAACACUCCUUAUGUACACUUUUAGGUAUUAUUUUUAUGUUACUAUUCCAUGUAUUUAUAAUCAGUAAAGUUUUAUCAUAUAAUUUACAUGCUCAUAUUCAUGAUGAACUAUUAUGUAACUUUAUGUAUGAAUGUGAUCAUAAUUUCUUGGUUUAUAAGGCAUAACA